AUGCGCGAGUACAAGGUGGUGGUCUUGGGGAGCGGCGGGGUCGGCAAGUCGGCUCUCACUGUCCAGUUCGUGACGGGCACCUUCAUCGAGAAGUACGACCCGACCAUCGAAGACUUCUACCGCAAGGAGAUCGAGGUGGACUCGUCCCCCUCCGUGCUGGAGAUCCUGGACACGGCCGGCACCGAGCAGUUCGCUUCUAUGCGGGAUCUGUACAUCAAGAACGGCCAGGGCUUCAUCCUGGUCUACAGCCUGGUCAACCAGCAGAGCUUCCAGGAUAUCAAACCCAUGAGGGACCAGAUCAUCCGCGUCAAAAGGCGAGACACACCGGGGGACAGAGGAGGGGGGGAUCCGGGGUGCGGGGGGUGCUGGGCCAGGGCGUUGUCAGCUAGAGGAGGAGGGGGGAAGGAUGGAUGGAUGGCUGAUUGCUGCCUGGGAGUGGGAACAUUCCAUGUACACGGCCUUCCCCACAUCAUCCCACAUUCUCCUCUCGUCUACUCACUGCCAUUGUAUGCUCACCACUUUGAAGUCCUGACACUUGAAAGGCUUUGUUUGGAGUCAGGGAUCUCCUUGAAAGCUGUUGAUCCUAGAUUGGGUCUGUUAGUCACAUUCCACUUUCUGAUGGCCUUUGUAGCUGUACACAUGGCUCCCAAUUCCUGUCCGCCAUGCUUCACACCGCUGCGACUUCAAGUACCAUUUACAAAUUGCAUCCAAUGUAAUUCUAUGGCACUGUCCUAA
Staurois parvus is the source of this 735-nucleotide messenger RNA. The record is from the annotation of a GenBank genome assembly. Lineage: Eukaryota; Metazoa; Chordata; Amphibia; Anura; Ranidae.